Lymnaea stagnalis (great pond snail) is the source of this 19042-nucleotide messenger RNA. The record is from the annotation of a GenBank genome assembly. NCBI's taxonomy places the organism in Eukaryota, Metazoa, Mollusca, Gastropoda, Lymnaeidae.
AUACUCUUCUUAGUCCUGCUUAUUACUCAUACACCAUUAAUACAAUAAUUCAACAACAUUGUCAUAAGUAUAACUUAUUUAUUAAAGCUACAUGGACAGGCCACGUCUGUGACACGAAGUAAUGCCAGGUCCAGGUGACAGAUUAUAAUUAUUAAUUAUACCUUUGUCUACAUUAGUUUAGUAUUGCAUGCCAGCCCAUGUCAUGACUCAUGGCCAUGAUGCAAAAGAUUAAGAAUGUUACUACAACUACUAACUACAUACUCAUUUUCAUUCAUUAUGUUAUUUAGUAUAUUUUUGCAUGUUUUUACUGGCUGUGGUGUGCUGUGGAAUUCUUAAUUCUUGGAUUGAAAAAGAUUUGCCGAGCACUGGGCCACUACUCACUACUCAUUUAGCAGGAUACUUAUAAAUAAGAAAAAACUAAAUAAAUAGUUCUAAGCCUAUUAGCCAAUGUAAAUAUUUAUUAAACAGGCCUGGGCUUAAAUAACGUAUUAGAUUAAGCUAUUUAAAUGAUUAAAUGGCAUAUUAUUGACAUCACACAUCUAAUACUAACAUGGGGGGGGGGGGUGUAAAAAAUUAGCCCAUUUAAAUUAAUGUUUAGAGUGAUAUCAUUAAUGGAUGCCCCCCUCCCCCUCCUAUCACUUUGUAGUAAGUAUUUCAUGUUUAUUUAUGGCAUCAUAUACCUGUCUGGUUGGUAAAAUGAUGCAUUAAUUAUUAGGCUUAUUCCUUCUAAUUAAGACCAGAUAUUAUUAAAUAUUUAUUAAACAGGCCUGAGCUUAAAUAACGUAUUAGAUUAAGCUAUUUAAAUGAUUAAAUGGCAUAUUAUUGACAUCACACAUCUAAUACUAACAUGGGGGGGGGGGUGUAAAAAAUUAGCCCAUUUAAAUUAAUGUUUAGAGUGAUAUCAUUAAUGGAUGCCCCCCUCCCCCUCCUAUCACUAUGUAGUAAGUAUUUCAUGUUUAUGUAUGGCAUCAUAUACCUGUCUGGAUGGUAAAAUGAUGCAUUAAUUAUUAGGCUUAUUCCUUCUAAUUAAGACCAGAUAUUAAUAAGUUGUCAUAGAUCAGUAGAUCAGUGCUGUCCAACCCGCUUACUGAUUUUAACCCUUUCAUUACCGCUGGUUUAAAAAAAAAUAAAAAAAGAGCCUUGAUUUUUGCUGACUCAUCUUUUUUAAAAAAAAUGUAAAAAAAUUUUUUUAUUUUUUUUUAAAAAUUUCGGUAUAUUUCAUUUUCUAUCCAAUUCGCUUUUUAACUUCUCUAUAGAUUAAUGAAUAAAGAAAUAUAUAGCAUUGAAAUAUGAUGUCGACGUGACGUCCUUGGUAUUUCAAAAAAGUUCUCUGCCUCUUUGUUAUGACGACAAUGUGACAUCCUUGGUAAUUAAUUGAAAGUGGGUGAUCGUGGCGUCGGGUCGACGUCAUUGGUAGCGAAUUGGUAAAGUGGCUCCCCAGAGCUUGAGAUAUUUCAACAUUUGUGUAAAAACAUAAAAUUUGUUAGAUGGAGAAAAAAUCAAAACAACACUCAGUGAUACAGUAUUGUUUGGAAAUCGCUAGAGAGCACAGGAGAAGUUUUAACAUUUGAUAAAGAAGGGGUGUGGCAAAUGGAGUGAGAUGGCUUGAUAAGUUUUUUUAUGGCUUGAAAGCCAUCUACGCACUCACUGUGACCCACUCCAUCCCUAACUGGAUGUCUAGAUGGUCCUUGACGGAUGAACAACACUAUUUUAUAUUAAGCACAUCAGCAGAUCAACAAUGUCGGAACAUGAGGUGACAUGCAAUCACAUACUAACUUCUCCUUUUUUUACUGCUUAGGCCAGUCGGGUGGUGGGGGGGGUGGUUGUGAUGUACAGGUAUAAUUGCUAACGGUGUUUGAAAAGAUGAAUAGUAUGGUAACUUGAUGUGUAGCUAGCUGGUCAUCGUAAAAAUAUACAUGCACGCCAAUAGGACUGGUUUAAUUGAGCUAAAUAAGGGAGCACAAUGAUUUAACGUCUGUGCUUUAUAUAAUGAUAAAAUGUUGAGACAUGAUUAAUCAAGAUGAGAUCUGGGGUAUUAAAGAUGUUGCAAAUGACUGGUGGGAUAUGUGAAUUAGUUGAAACUAAAUAGGCAGUCUGUUUCCACCUUGCAUUGUAUAAAUCAUGUGAUAUCACUGAUACAUCCAUCCCUCCAUCCAUCCCUGUGGCGCUACAGCCCAUGUAGGGCUUUGGCCUGCCUCACCACUUCCUUCCACUCAGACCUAACUAAUGCCUUUCUUUUCCAUGCUUGGACUUUCAGCUGCUGUAGAUCUUUUUUUACAUCAUCUAUCCACCUAAGCCUAGGUCUGCCUUUAAGCCUUUUUCCUCUGGGGUAUUGGUGAUGUACCCUCUUCGUUCCUCUGUCAUUUGACAUUCUCUCUAGGUGUCCUGCCCAGCGUAGCCUGCCUCUUUUUAUUUCUGCCACUACCGUGGGAUCCUGAUAUAGACUGUAUAAUUCCUGGUUGGUUUGUAUUCUCCAUCCAUCUUCAUCCUUUGUUGGCCCAUAUAUUUUCCUGAGAACUUUCCUCUCCCAUGUGUUUAAUAGGUUUUCUGCUGUUUUUGUUAGGGUCCAAGGUUCACUUGCAUAUUUUACAACUGGUCUGAUCACAGUUUUAUAAAUAGUUUUCUUUGUUUCUCUUGUAAUGUUUUUACUUUUGAGUAUUUUCUGACUACUGAAGUAUGCCCUGUUUCCGGCUGAUAUUCUUUCUUUUAUUUCUGUUAGUAAUUCGUUUCUUUCAUUUAACAAGGAUCCUAGGUAUUUGAAUUGAUUUUUUUUUCAAAAGUUUGGUUUCUAAUUUUAAUUGUUUCACCUGUUUGUUCCUCUGUUAUCAUGGUCAUGUAUUUUGUUUUUUGGUUGUUAACUUCCAGCCCUCCUUGUAGAGAUGCGUCUUCUAAUUCAAUAAAGGAUUUUGAUAUGUCUUUUAUACUUUUCUCUAGAAGUGCUAUGUCAUCAGCAUAUGCAAGAUACUGAAGUGGUUGGUUGUAGAGUGUGCCCGUUGGUUGUGGGUCUUGAGUUUCCCUCAGAAAGAAUCCUGUUAUUGUUCCUCGAGUGUCAAUGUGUAUGUUUCUAAUAACUCUUUCUAAUGUUAGGUUAAAGAGCAUACAAGACAGUGAGUCUUAGGCCGCGUCUAAUAUGAAAUUCCCUUGAAUAUUCUCCUUGAAUCUUGAUUUUGCUUUUUGAGUUGUUUAGUGUUUAGUGUUGUCAGUUUGUUGGAUAUCCCAAACUCCUGCAGAGUCUCAUAUAAAUAGUUUCUUUUGAUGCUGUCAUAGGCCAUUUUAUAGUCUACAUACAGUUGAUGUACUGGUAUAUUAAAUUCAUAGCAUUUCUCUAAUAGGCAUCUGAUGGUGAAAAUCUGAUCAGUCGUUGAUCUGUUAGGCCUGAAUCCACAUUGGUAAUCACCUAGUAUUUCUUCAGUGUUAGGUUGUAGUCUUUUGGCAAUAAGCUUCGUCAGUAUUUUGUAUGUAACGAUAUCACUGAUACAGUCCAACUUAUUGUUUGGGUUAUAUUUCACAUGGACCAUAUAUUUAAAGAAGAAUUAUUGGCACUCAUCAUCAUUAUCAUGUCCCUUAGUCCUUGGACCAUUGGAGCGCCGCAGAUGACACAAAAACUAUCAUUCUCCAUUCCUCUCUGUUUUCUGCACUUUGCACAGCAUUGCCUAGUUUUAGUACCAUCCACUCUUUGAUAUUAUCUUCCUAUCUUUUUCUCUGUCUCCUUUUUAACUCUUAUUGGCACUAUUUCCAUUGAAAAAUACAACCCGUGGUGAGGAUGUAUAUAAGGCACUGAAGGAAUUUCUAUUAACAAAUAGUAUUGCUUUGAAAAACCUUAUUUAUGUUACAACCAAUGGUGCUCCAGCAAUGUUGCGAAGAAGUGUUGGCCCUAUUGGUUUGCUGAUGACUGAAUAUGAUUUUCCAGACAUUCAAGCGUAUCUUUGUAUCAUUUCCCAGCAAUUUCUUUGCUGAAAGAUGUUAUGGAUAGUGCACCGGUAGUGAAAAUUGUUAAAUUUCACAUGAUGAGCUAAUUCAUUCAAUUUAAAUCACUAGUAGUUGAAGACUUUGUUGGAAGAAUCUGAUAGAAUUUUGGGGGAUUUUGUUUUUCAUACUGAUAUUUGAGGGCUGAACAAAGGGAAAGUGCUGUCAAGAUUCUGGAAUCUAACUGUAGAAGUAAAACUGUUUCUCAGGUCCAAAGCUCAGGACUAUUUGAUAAAUUAUAUGGAUUGCCAGAGUUUAUUUUUAGGCUAACAUUUCUAACAGACGUCGCAGGUCACCUUAUUAAAUUAAAAUUUUAAAUUGCAAGGACAUUUUCAAAUCUUACUAAUGCGGAUGAAAGAAAUUAGUGUUUUUGAAUCUAAAUUAGACUUAAUCAACAGUCAAAUUUUACUCAAUUCCAGAGUUGGUCAAAAUUAAGUGAUUAAAACUAUUAUUAGAUAACUUAAAGUUAGAUUUAAAGAUAUUUGCAUCUUACUCACGUUUUUUGGAUAAAAUAGGUAAGGAUGAGAGAGUGAGGCUGAUGAAUUGAGCAACUCUCCCUCACUUUAAACAAAAUACAGCUCAAGUCAAUGCUACUACGGUACUUUAAAUUGACUUGGUCAUCUUUACGUGCAAAGCAUGAACCACUAAUAAUUUCAUUAAGUUGAAAUUAUUAGGAUCAAAUGAAGGUGCAGUGCAACAUGACAUCAUUGAUUCAACAUAAUAUGUUUUUUUUGUGACAAACAUAAAAAUACAUCGCGAACUGAUUUCUGGAUGACGUAUGUUUCUUCAGAUGAAUUUCCACAAUUAUCGAAAUGUUGUACAAAGAUAUUGAUGAGGCUGGAUUCUCAGUAAUAGCCAACAUCAAGUAAAAAAAAAAAAGGUCUGACUGACGAAAAUUGAGGAAACCUAAUUAGCGCAGCAGUAAACGAAUACCAACUGCAAAUUAAGAAGAGUGCAAGUCAAAGCCAAAUAUGGCAAUUAAGAAGUGCUGCAGUUUUUUUAAUUUGAUUUAUUUAUUACCGCUAUCUUGAUGUGGUGAUAAUACUGACAGAUAUAUGGUUCUUUAUGCAUAAGGUAAGAAGUAAUUAGUAAAUUGAAUACUUCUCUUUAAAGUCUAAAAUUCUUUCUUUUGAGAUGUCAUAUGCGGCACUCAGCUUCACACACAAAAAUACAUAUUUGACCCACAAAGACAAAAAGGUUGGACAGCACUAAUUGAUAAAACAGAACUUCGUCAAAAGUAAAACAGUUUGUGCAAUUAUUUGAUUUUUUUCUUGCAAUCUGUCUGUAGGCUUAUAAAACUAUCCUUAAAAAAGCAUAUAUAUAACCCGAUUAAUGUUAAAAAGGCAAUGGAUUCCCUAUUAUUAUUAAUUUAUUUUUUUAUCUUCUUCUACAUAAUUUCUGCAGUUAAGUUUAGAUAUUAUGGCUGAACAAAAAUAUGACAUUGUUCUCUUUGGAGCAUCUGGCUUUACUGGCCAAUACACAGUUGAUGAAGUGGCUCGUGUUGCUGAAGAGGAGAGCUUAACAUGGGCUAUUGCUGGAAGAAGCAUGGAGAAACUUCAGAAAGCUCUUAGCGAAGCCUCUAGUCGUACAGGUAACGUUUAAUUUAUAGAUUGUUUGCUUUUAUGGUUUGAAACUCUUUUACUUCACCCUCUACCUAAUUGUGGGAAUACUAUUUGCUAUGGAGUGAAACUGUGAGUUGGCGCCUGACUGCUGGACAAACAGUAGGGCGUCCCAAAAAAAUGAAGUUUUGAAAUAUUGAUGUCUCACCCCACAGAAUAUGUCUGUAUGGUAACAGUAGUUAACCUGCAAAAUUUCAGCUCAUUUGGACAAUGUUUAGAGGUCCCCCAAGAGGUUUAAAGUUCCAGAUUUUGGUGUAAAAUCAUUCGCGGUCAAAUCUAAUACAGCGUUAAUGUUGCAUUAUAUGCGAAACUGAUAUAUUAAGUAACAAAUUGAUGCUUAGUAUUGUUUAUAAUAUUAAAUGAAACAAAAUAUAUAAAUCUUGAAUGGUUUAUAUUUUUAAAUUUGAAAUUUAAGUAAAAAAUUAUGAAAAACAAAGUUUUAUUCAUUUUGUCAAGUUAAUUCUUGAAAGAAUGUCAAUCUGCUUGAAAAAUAAUAAUAAGCAAUGCAAUUAAGCAUUCCUAAUAUUUAUCUUGUACUUUGUACUGUAGGGUAGACAAAAAUUUAAAAAAGUUCUUCAAAUUUAAAUUUUAGCCAGCUGUUCACGAUUACACUCUGCAAAAUUUUUCCGAUGUUUGUCAACCACUUGGAGCAAAAAUUGUUUUUGUUCUUCGUCCUUGGUGAUACUGUCAUUGAAAUUUUGUAUCAAUGCUACACCUCGCUCUGCAGAGUCAUUGAUACAAGCCAGAUUCUUUACAAAAUCUGCUGCAACUUUAAAAGAUGGUGUAUCUGACCAUGCUUCAACAGGAACAUCUAGAAAACUGGCAUCAAUGUUGGAUGUUUCAAAAAAUGUGGUAGAAGCACGCAAAUCAACAACACUUUUUGGUAGUGUUUUUAUGAGAUGCGGUCCACGUUCUGAUUGCAUUGUCCGAACAAGGCCAGUUUUUUCUUUGUCCGACAAAAGGGUUGAAAAUAACACAAGCGUCGACAGUUCCGGACUCAAGUACCACGAGUGACGCACCAUCAUUUUCAAUCCAGUCGAUCGAAGAACAGCAUCAUCAUAUUCGUAUAAACGCUGUAUCAACAAGAUAUCAUUCACAGGUGCAUCUGCGGUGAGCCUGCAUGAAAACCAUGAUUGAAGAUAAACACAUAUGGUAAACCGAUUAAAGCGCUGAAUACCUUGUAAUUCUCGAGCUGUUAACUGAAAGAUGGUUUCGUUGCCUGCAAACAAUAGUUCGAUUUUCAAUGCAUAGAUUGCUUUCGCCAUCCACCUUGCCCUAUGUAGGGCACCAGGUCUGCGAAUGCUGACAUCAACCUCCAACCCAACCAUUUGUGCAGCAAGCAGAAGAAAUUCCAAAUAAUCAUCACGUGAAUGACUGACCUCAAGUUGACAUUUGAUAAAUUCUUUAAUCGAAUCGGACACGAUUAUCAAAGGGGCGGAUCUGGCUUCGGGUGUGUGGUUUAAUUCUGGCCAUUUUUCUCGAAACCUCUUAAAAAACAAAAUCUCUGGUCCAGUGGAUGGUCCAAGACAAACAUUGAAUGCAUCGGAAAGGAGUACUUCCAACAUGUGAUGACGGCAUGCCAUCCAUAAUAGAUUACGUCCCAGGGCUACUUCUAACAGAGUGCAAGCUCCAUUGAGUCUUCCAGUAUUGGAAGCCGUAGUGUCGAAGCACAUGCCGAUGACCAUAGAUUCGCACUUCCACGAUUUGAUAUGUUCAUAUACUGCAUCAGCAGCUGCCCGUCCUGACCCGGACCCGGAUGCUAACUUGGGAACACCAAGAAGCUUUGUAGUGCCAUCGACAAGUGAUGAGAGCAGGACAGGUAAUCGAUCGACGUUGUUGGUAACCUCUCCGGUAACAUCGGGCAAUAGCUUACCAUCCCAAUGAACAAUUGAUUUUGAGGGAAUAUAGUCUUCUUUUAUACGUGCUGCAGCUUGUUGACGACGAAGCUUGCGAUGACGAUGCAUUGUGCUCUUGGAAAAUACUGUGUCAGAUGUCGGAACACCAGCUUCGUUGAAUGCGGAUGCAAGUAUCAUUGUAGAUUUUCUAAUGCUGGUGUUCGUUCUGUCCAGCACUGCAGCAACUUUUGGUGAUAUGAUGCUUCGUCUGCGAUGUCGUGUUGCAGAAUUUGUUUUGCUUGAGGAUGCUGAUUGGAUGACAAAUUCUUCAUCAGGUUCUGCAUCGUCACUGGAAUCCCGACAAAUGGAUGGAUCAUAAUUGUUUCUAGCCUGACAAUUUAGCAUGCUUAGUUUAAAACAAUCAAAUCUUCAAAAAAUAUGCACAAGUUUUGCACAUUAGGUAUUUUAUAUGUUUUCUCGCAUUUAUUACAUUUUCUAAUUAAGAAUCACACAAUUUCAACUCUAGUUAAUGGUAGCAAUGAGGUAAAUAUAAGUAUAUUUAAACUUCAUUUUAUUCAUAUAUGGCAUGCAAAAACUGCAAGUUAUUUGAGCCACGAUUCGUCUGGAUUUUUAUGUUGGCCUAAUACUGGAAUUUUAAAAGCUCUUGGGGGACCUCUAAAUGUUGUUCAAAUGAGCUACAACUUCACCAAUUCACUCAUUGUACCCAAGAGACACAUUUCAGGGGGUGAGACACCAAAGAUUAAAAAAAAUAUUUUUUUUGAGCAUUUCUGGGAUGCCCUAACAAACAGUCUUAUUAUUUUGCAAAGUGUCAAAAGAAACGGAAAGUAUUUCAAUAAAACUAAGGGUAUUAGAAAGUCUAGCCUUCUUGAGGCAGAGCCUUUUUGGACUGUCAGUGCCAAAGAGAUGGAGCCCUUCUCACAAGCCCUGCACUUUCAUUCAUGCAAAUUAUUUUACAAAAAAGAAACUAUGUUCAACAAAUAUAAAACUGCAUAUAUUCUUGUAGGGAACUGAAUGAACUAAUAUGAUCUUUAUGAAUCAAACUGAAAUCUCAACAUUUAUGCCAAUGAGAUUUCCUGAUUUGCAUAAUUUAUGCAUGCAAUUUUUUUUACUCUCUGAAAAAAAUUGUCUAACUUGCAGAAUUGUUUGAAAUUUCAGACUGUUGAAGCCUAAAUAAGUUUUAACAAACAUUUGAAUGAGAUUUAAUGUGUAAAACUGCAUAACAUAUUCCAUUGGGGGUGCUUAUAUUUAGGCAUAUUUCAAGGUCAUAUAAUUUGUAAGCAUUUAUAAGGGUCACUAGGGAAAACAAAUUGCUAUAAAAAUGACAUAACUAAACUAUCAGUGGAAGACGCCAUUAAAAUGGUGAGAUGAGCAAAACGUGCAAGAAUCAAUCUGGUUAGCUGGUACAAAGCCCAGCCAGCCAAUCUCGAGGCUUAUAUUAUUGGGCAGAUGGAUCGGCCAUUCGUCUUUUUUGCCAUUCGACUCUGGCCGAUAGAUCGGCCUAGUUAUCUCAAGAUAGAAUCAACUUUUGGAUCAGUUUGUCUCAAAAUUUAUAACAUUUAAAUGCUGUGGAUCAGUUAACACAAAAAUAAUAAUAGUAAUAAUAAAGUUCAUUUCAAAAACACGCUUCAUCCCCAAAGGCUCGAAGCGCGGUACAAAGUCAACAAAAAACAUAUCUAUAAUUCACCACAUUUAAAACAAACGCAACACUACAAAAACUAAUUACAAGCAUACAAUAUCAAAGUCUUUCUAGCCAUUUCAACCCGGAGCAACACAGCAACACAUGGAAAAUAAGGUAGACAAUCAUCCCAGAAGGUAUUUGCGAAAUAGAUGUGUCUUUAGAUCGGUUUUAAAGGACUCCAGUGUCUGGUUGUUUCUAAGAUCGACAGGAAGGGCGUUCCAAAUUGUUGGACCAGCAAAUGCGAAAGUGCGCUUUCCGUAAGUCUCAAGGCAAACACGUGGUGUCGAGAGUUUGCCACUAUCGGAUGAGCGGAGCUUUAAAGGACUCCAGUGUCUGGUUGUUUCUAAGAUCGACAGGAAGGGCGUUCCAAAUUGUUGGACCAGCAAAUGCGAAAGUGCGCUUUCCGUAAGUCUCAAGGCAAACACGUGGUGUCGAGAGUUUGCCACUAACGGAUGAGCGGAGCUCUCUACUGGGUACAUAAGGCGUCAGCAGCUCUUUCAGAUAGGACGGCGCCAGGUCAUGUAAGCAGCGGUAGCACAAAGUUGCGAUUUUGUACUCUAUGCGAGCACGCACCGGCAGCCAAUGCAACUCUCUCAGAAGUGUUUUUGCAUGGUCGAAUUUGCGUUUGCGGAGAACUAUGCGAGCCGCAUUAUUCUGUGCUAUUUGAAUUUUAUCCAGGAGCGUAACUGGAAGACCCACCAUGAGAGCAUUGCAAUAGUCCAUGCCUGAUAGCACAAAUGCAGACAUCAGCCUCUUUGUUGUAUCAAUUGUUAGGAAGGGCCUGAUUUGACUAAUCCUGCGCAGCUCCAGAAAAAUCGCCCUGCAUAGCAUGUUAAUAUGACUUUCAAAAGUUAGUCUUCUAUCUAGGUAGACACCCAGGUACCGCACUGUUUGAGCUAACUCAAUACGCACACCUGAGAGAGUAAUGGAUGUCGUGUUAUUUGCAGAUUUCUGCUUCUGAGCGGUCGCAAUGGGGAGCAGCUCAGUCUUAUCAUCAUUUAAUUUGAGCUUGUUAAUGGUCAUCCAGUGCUUUACCGACUCCAUUGUCUUCUGUGUAAUACUGAGAAGCUGAGGGAACUGAGAAGUGAUCACGGAUUGAUGAAGUUGUGUAUCGUCCGCGAACAUGUGAUACAACAUGUCAAACUGCCUGAUCUCUGCACCCAGGGGCUGAAUGUACAUCGUGAAAAGCAUCGGGCCUAGGACCAAGCCCUGGGGUACUCCGAAUUCGAGAUUAGAUUUCUUCGAGGUCAAGCCGUUUGAAAUAACCGACUGGACCCGAUUAGUCAGAUACGAUCGGAACCAACACAGGACGGUAUCAGUGAGACCGAACGUUUGUUGCAGACGCUGGAGCAGUAUGCCGUGGUCGAGCGUAUCGAAAGCUGCCGAUAAAUCGAGUAAAGACAAAAUCGAUACCCGGCCCUCAUCACAAGACGACAGAAGGUCGUUUACGACGCGCAACAGAGCUGUCUCAGUAGAGUGAUGCACCCUGUAUGCUGAUUGGAAUGGUUCAAACAAGUCAAACUGAGUGAGGUGAUCCAGGAGUUGGCGGAGAACGACUUUUUCUAAGAUUUUAGAAAUAAAUGGUAGAUUUGAGAUGGGGCGGUAAUUUUCCAUCACAUUUGGGUCAAGAUUUGAUUUCUUUAAUAGUGGAGUGACGAUCGCCUCUUUAAAAGAUGAUGGAACAAUACCAGUAGCUAAGGACUGAUUUAUGAUAUAAGUGAUGAUGGGGACUAUUUCAUCCAGACAUUCAUACAAGAGCCCUGCUGGAAGAGGGUCAAGCGAACAUGACUUUCUUGGGGUAUUAGCGAGGAUUUUCCUCACAUUCGAUUCACUGACCUCAACAAAUUCAGCCAUAGAAGAGCCGUUGAAUAGUGAGAAUUCUGGAGCAGUAUCGAUGUAACUGUCAAUUUUCGCUCUGAUCCUCUUAACUUUGGUAAUAAAGUAGUCAUUUAGUGCGUCUGACAGCUCUUCUACAGCAAUGUUAUUUGGCAGAGAUGUAGCUACUGUCUCUGUAAAACAAUAGUGGAACUAAAUAAAACCCAAUGAAACUAUUAUUUUCAGCUUGCUCUGAAUUUUAUUUUUAUACAUUUACAUAAUUAUCAUAGCCUUCCAUUGGAAUAAAGUGCCGUAUUAAACCCUGUUGUUCAAAUUAAUCUGUUUAACCAUAAGAGAGUAAAAAUAAUGAAUUCAUCCGCUCAUUAUGAUUUAAAGCAAAUAAGCUUCGUGUUUUAGAUUGUGGAUGGUCAAGAAAGAUUGGCUGAAAAUUAUGGUCGAAAGAUGUGCAAUGUGAUGAAAUGUAUAAUGUACAUUCAUAGGCAAUAAUUUUAAAGAUUUAAACGAAAAUGAUUUUGAAGACUGAAUUAUAGAACAGAGGCCAACAUCUUUAAAUGUUCUUUGUAUCAGAGUGGUUGAAGAAUAAUAAUAGAAACGUUAGUUUUCCAGACUAAAUGACUAAGAAGCACCAUCUGGCCAAAGCAAUAUCCAAUCAGGAAUUGAGAUGCCAAUUUGGAAUGACAACCAUUGCAUAAACUGAUUAAUAUGGCUGGAGAUUACUUGAUCAUGUCUGUUGAUUGCCUUCAAGCUCAGUUCUCAUGAUAGAAUUUAGGUGGACAUCCUAGGGAAAAUAAAACCACAGAAGACCCAAAGGGACCAGACACAGUAGAAAAUCCGGUUUGCCGGAAAUUUGAUGGAAAGAAAUUUCAUAGACAGGAAAAUUGAUAGAUGAAAAUUUGGUGGAACAUUUUUUACAGUUCACACUUUAAAAUUUUCGUCAAAUUUCUUUUUGAACACACUAUACUAUAUAUUAAAACAAAAUAAUACUUUCAACAAGAAAUUUGAAGCGAAAUUUUAACGUGUGAACUGGAAAAAAGAUUUGACCAAAUUUCCGUCGAUCAAAUUUCUGUUGACGAAAUUUCUUUCGAUCAAAUUUCCGGAUAUGAGAAAAUCCUAUUAUGUUAGGGCUCCCUCUAAAUUUGUAUCCACUAUUUUCUUCUAAAAUUUUAGGCAAAAAUCUGGAUGAAACUCCCAUUAUUAUAGCAGAUGUCAGCAGCACUUCUUCCCUUGAAGAAAUGGCCAAACAAGCUAAAGUGGUUCUCAACUGUGUUGGGCCUGUGAGUAAAAGACGUGCUUUGUAAACAGAAAAUAUUUUUACCUCUUAAAAAAAAUGUUUAAGGCUUAAGAAAAUAAUAUUUACAUUUUUCAUUUUUAAAGCUUUUUAACUUUUAUACAACAAAUUAAAAUUGAAUGUGUUUGAAAAAUGUGAAAAUGAAAUGUCUUAUGCUUUAGUUUUGUAUUAUUGACCAUUAUAUUCAAUUACAGUAUCGCUUCUACGGAGAGCCUGUAGUGAAAGCUUGUAUUGAAAAUGGAGCUCACCAUCUUGAUAUUAGUGGGGAACCUCAAGUAAGUCUAAAAGUCAUGUGGCCAGCAUAACAAAAUAAUUUUUUUUAAAGGUUAUAUUACUUUGCCAAUCACUGUGACCCAAGAGACAACAUGGCUAAAGAUAAAUUGUAUUUUAUUUGAUCCGCAGUCUUCAAAUUUUGAUAAUGUUGUUUUCGAAAAGGUAAAAGUAGUUACACCAAUGAUAUUUCAGUUCCUUGAAAAGAUGCAAUUGCUGUACAAUGCUAAAGCCCAAGAAAAAAAUGUGUUUGUCAUUGGCACAGUUGGUUUUGAUAGCAUUCCUGCAGAAAUGGGCUUGGAAUACACAAGGCAACAAUUCACUGAUGGUAAGUCUCCUUGCAUAUUCAUAUUUAUGAUCCAGCUAAAACUAAAAGUUAGAAACUUUGUACCUGUAGUUCAUUGAUCUGAAAUAAAUUUAAUUUUUUCAUUCUGACUUUCUACAUUUUUGUUAUUAAAACUCUUAUGUUGGGACAACCAUAUUCUUUAAAAAAUGCCAGGUUCUUGCAAGUACAUAUAUAAUAAACAAUUAAAAAGAGAGAAGUUUUUGAACAUAGUUUCUGUACUUAUCUUUGUAUUUUAAAGUGUUACAGAACUCCACUUUAUUAGCACAACUGUAACUUAAAAUUUAAGUAGGAGCUUAAAAUUCUUGAAAUAUCACAUCAUCAAAUAAAGCUGCCUGUAAAAAGUUUAAUAGCACUAACACAUUGAAAGCAUCAAAAUCUUUGUUGCAUUACAUCAUCUUUUUUGAGACACCGUUUCUCAAAUAUCUCUUGUGUUGUUUUAUCAUCCUAUUGUGUAAUUACGAUCUAUAAGUUUGGACCUGACAUUGGUAAUUAAAUAAUCACCAAAUUAGCUACCUCGUAAUAUUUAAACAAACUAAUAUAAAUUUGUGCUUAGCAUAUUUUGAACCAAAAUAUUGAAAUUUCAGUCUUGAAAAUUUUUCAGGUGAACUCACUAACAUUGAGAGUUAUUUUGAAUCAAAGAGUGGGCCGGAUGUAAGUAUAUCUGCAUUGGAGACUGUUAUGAUUCAUUUUGUUUAUCUGAAGUUUCUUAGAGUCUUUCAUUCAACUUAAGCAUAUUCUUUAAACAGGGUGCUGCUAUCAACACUGGUACAUUUGAAUCAGCUGUAUAUGGAUUGGCUCACUGGAAUGAACUCAAGUCUCUGAGAAAAGCCUUAUAUCCUGACCCUAUGCCCAAAUAUCAAUAUAAAGUGCCCAAAAGGUAAAAUUCUCAUCAAUAAAUAAAUAUGCACUUCAAAAAUCAGUUGCCAAAAACUUGUCUUCAUUUUUUAUCUGUUCAUAAGGCAAGCUUAGUAAAACACUUUGUCACAAUUUUUCCUUUGAUAUUUUGUUAGGUUAGAAUUCUUCAAUAAUUACAUCAAUAUCAAAAUAAUUACUUCUAUGAAAUGAAAUAAAACUCUGAAUUUAUUUAAAGUACCGGUAAUGUAUAAUUAAACAUUAAAUAAUUUUUUUAACCCAAUAAUUCAGAAAAAAUUAGUUGUAAAAUACUAUGAUACAAUAAAAUCUGCAGAAGACCUCCAUAGAUAUAAUCCCCGUAUAUAUUAACACCCACAUGUUUUAUUGUUAUUACAUCCACCAGAUCCGCCCUGUUUUACAGUGACGAGCUAAAAAAAUGGUGCUUGCCAUUUCUUGGGAGUGACAAAUCUGUUGUUUACAGGACUGUGAGAGAUUUCCUAAGCACAAAGAGACUGGAAAAGCCAGUACGAAGAAUAUCAAUUUCAUUAAAGAUUUCAUAUAUGCUAAGCAAUUAAUACUCAUGAAGUUGUUUUUUUUCCAAAUGUAAUAUUUUUUAACAUGGAAUAGUUGUAAACAAAAUACAAUACUUAUUCUUGUCUUUUCAGAUAUGUCUAUAUAAAAUAUAUUAUGAAUUCUCUCUAUAUUAUGAAAUGAAGUUUUUGGUGAACAGAUUAUCUUGUUUUAACUUUAAUAGAAUUCCAUGACAUAGAAAAUUAUGAGAAGUAUUAUUUAGAAAUUAAUCCAAAUAGUACCGUAUCAUUGUUUGUAGCUUGAACAAACAUGAGAAGACCAAACCUACACACAUUUCUGAAGUUGUUUUCUUGAUUUCCAGAUUGAGUUUUUACCAUACAUGUGUUUCCCAAGUCUGCUGAGCGCGAUUGGAUUGAUUAUUUUUGGGAUCAUCUUUUAUAUCCUGUCACGAUGUUCCUUUGGGAGAUCUUUCAUGUUGAAGGUAAAAAGGUUUAUAGAUUGAUUUGCAUUCAUUGGAGUCAGCCAACUUCUUACCACUAAUUACUAAUUAUUAUAGUUAUCGGUACCAUAAAUUGAUGGAAAAAAUGUUGUGUUCAAAGGUUUGGUGGAUGACCAAUAUAUAUAUAUUCAUUGCAUUGACACUACGUUCAACCGUAAAAAAGUGUCAUUAUCAGGACAGCAACAUCAGUAGAUGCGUUAAAAUAUCAUCUGAUGUUAGACCAAGCUCAGUGGUAUGAAAUAGACCAGUCUAACUUUUAUUCAGUUUAUAUGUGGCAUGGAUAUGUUCCCCAAUAAAUCAGCACAUUGGCACAAACAACAUGGAGUCACAAACAUUGUAUUGUUUGGUUUAGGGAUGUGCUCUUCGUUAAUCAUUUUAUGGAAGAGAAAGGAAAUGUUUAAUUUGGGAUAAGGAAAUAUAUUUAAAAAUCUAUUGACAAUCAUAAGAAUAAUAAUUCUUAAUGUAGGGGAACAAUUAGAUAUGUAGUUUAUAUCUCAAUUAGAUAUGUUAAUUUUAUAUCUCAAUUAGAUAUGUUAAUUUUAUAUCUCAAUUAGAUAUGUUAAUUUUAUAUCUGUUAGAUAUUACUUUUAUAUUUCAAUCAUGUUACUUUUAUAUCUCGAUUAGAAAUGUUACUUUUUUUUUAUAUCUCGCUUUGGAUGUUACUUUUAUAUCUCAAAUAGAUGUUUCUUUACAUCUCAAUUAGAAUUAGAUAUGUUAUUUUUAUAUCUCAAUCAGGUGUGUUACUUUUAUAUAUCAAUUAGAUAGGUUACUUUUAUAUCUGGGUAUCAUUUUUAAAAAGAUAAUCUCAUAUAAAUUAUUUCAAGUGCUUUUAAAAGCUUAUUUCUUUUACAGUACCCUCACAUUGUUUCAUUCGGUUUCUUCAAAAAAGGUGGCCCAACACGGAAACAGGUAACAUACAAAUUCACUGGUCUUAUGUUUAGACUUCUUAAUUUUGUUGAGUCAUCAAUCAAUCCAUUAAGAUAGAGACAAAUUUUAAUUAUUUAGUAUUUAUAUGAAGUUUCAUUAGCUAGAUAAAUAUUGAUAAUGAUAAAUCCUUAGAAGUGAGUGGUACCAAUAAGAAAACAAUAGAACCAUCUGGCGUAGGAGUGACAACCAUUUCAAGAACUGAGCAUAAAUAUGGCUUGAGAGGAAAUAAAAUGGAAUCACCAUCCAAGCCUCUCUAUUUGUUAUUUAAAUUUGUUUUAUCCCAGAGAUCCUGUAAAAAAAAAUAGCUUUCCAACUGCUGCUACUAUCUCUGGCUAACAAAAGAAACAAUGAAAGCGCUGCUUAAAGUUAAAACUUAAAAGAAGUUGAACAAAAAUAAAUAGGUUGAAAAUUUGCUAAAUCUGAGAAAGAACAUAGUGAGACACAAAUAACCAAAUCAAAUGUUACAUAAUAAAUUUUUUUUACUUCUAUGUCUAUGAAAAAAUAUUGGUAAAAAUUUAUUUUGCUCGAAAUAAUUCACAAACUAUCCAUGAAUUCUAUGUCAUUACAACAGAUCGAAGGUUGUUCAUUCUCUAUGACAUUUAUUGGCUAUGGCUUUAGCAAAUCAGAGAAAGACAGAACAAAGCCAGACAAAAAAAUUGUCACGAAACUUGUGGGACCAGGUAACGUGCUUUAGAAAAUGAGAUUAUCAAAAUGGACUGGCACAGUUAAAGGGAUUGAGAAAAUUAAUUUUAUUAUAGGGACAAAUAAUCCAUAGCCUUUGCAAUCAGUCCCGGCUGCAAUUUCCAGUCCACCACACUGAAAAGUUUUGGAAGUAAAAAAGUAACAAUUUAAAACAAAAAUUGAACAAUUUUUAGUGUUAAAAGAAUAUUGAUAUUUUUAGUCUAUAUUCCCGUCACAUAAUUAGAAAUGUCAAUAAAAGAGUACCAAAUUUAUAUUGAAAAAAUAUAUUAGGAUAAAUAUUAGCAGUUUUUAAAAUAUAAUUCUCAAAUUUUAAUGAAACAAGAUUUCAAUUUUUAUUCAGCAUUUUUAAAUCUCCUCAAAAUGAUUAAUUCCAGAGCCAGGCUAUGUGACAACACCCAUCUGCAUGGUCCAAUCUGCUGUUACUGUGCUCAAAGAAACUUCUAAAAUGUUCCAUAAGUAAGUAUAGCAUUGAUUAUUAAAUGCACAGCAUUUUAGAGUGAAUAAAUAUUAAUUUUUAGUUUUAUUUUACUAUUGGAGAAAAGCAUGUACCCGGUAGCUGAAAAGUAACAAAUUUUGAAUAAUAAACAUUCCUUCUUUAAUAGCGUCACAUUUUCUGUUAGCCACCAAGACCCAUGUUUUCAAAUUAACUUUUUUAUUUCAGAGGUGGAGUGCUGACACCAGGAGCUGCCUUCCAAGGGACCGGGCUGAUCAAUCGCCUACAGGAGCAUGGACUCACAUUUACCAAAGUCUCUGACGAGAGCAUUGAUAAGAAAGACAAUUAAACCAAAACUGAACGGUUUUUCAUUAUUCUUCUUUAAUUGAAAAAGUCAGAACUUUUGGUAUUACCGGGUAUUGCAUUCGAAAAAUGGCUUAUAAUAUAAUGCUCUGUUUCAAUUUUUGGGUUAUAGUAUUCAUAAGAAGAUUAAUUUUAGUUCAGUUAAAGUUAAAUAUAAUUAUAAUCUUACAUGCUUUACCAAUUUUUUUGUUGAUUAAAGAAAUAACUAAUACAUUUUUUUUUUAAUCUGUGCAUUUUAGUACUGUGCUAUAUCAGUUUGCAUGCCUUUUGUACAAUAAGCCAAUGUCUACAUUUUAUUUAUUCUUUAAACAUAUCUAUUGUUAGAUUUAAACAAAGAAAUCAUUGAAAAUUUUCCAACGUAUGAAGAAUAUCGGCCCCUACUUGCUGAAAGUAAGCAGCAGCUUAUGUAUAUUUGAAUACACUAUAUAGUCAGUCCCAAGUGAAAAAUGGUUAAUUCAGAUAAUUUUUUAAUUUGUUUUGUAUUCUACAUUAAAGAAUGUUUUUGGAAAUUAUUUUUAAAGUUUUCUAUCAGUCAUUGGUUUCUUAAAUAGAAUUAAAUUCACAAUGGAAAUAAAGUUAAUGAUGAUAAAACAGUGGGUGAGGACAAACCUAUGUAAAAAAAUAUUUUGUAAAAAUUUCCUUUAGUGGAAAAGCAACAUUUUUUAAUAUUUAAAUGAAAUGUAGUUUUUUAGAUUUCACACUUGCUCACACUUGCUUUAAUCAAGAUGAGUCUCCGUAGUGUCAAGACAAUUUGGUAAUUUUUACCCUCAUCAUUGUACUGUCUCAAAGAGUGAGCUCACUUUAUUUCUUUCACUUGUAGUAGUUGUAGAUCCAUGUCAAACAUCAGAUUUCCAUGUUGAUUACCAUACAGAGGGAUUCCUUCAGUUUGGGUGAAAUAAUACCUUUUUAAAAAGUUUCAAGUAAUGGGCCAAAGAUAUCAAAGCUCAUAGUGAUUUCUACUACUUUAAAACGUUUGUGCUAAAAAAAAAAAAAAAAGAGAACACUAUAAAUAUUUUAUCUUUUGCUUAAAAUUGUUUUUUUACAUAUCUGUCCAAAGUAUUAGAAAGCUAGCUUUUUUGGUGGAAAAAUACCUUUUCUAAAAGUUUCAAGGAAUGGGCCAAAGAUAUCAAAACUCAUAGUGAUUUCUACUACUUUAAAACGUUUUGGCUAAAAAAAAAAAAGAGAACACUAUAAAUAUUUUAUCUUUUGCUUAAAAUUGUUUUUUUACAUAUCUGUCCAAAGUAUUAGAAAGCUAGCUGGUGUAUAUGUGCAUAGCUGAUUUCUUUUGUGGGCUAAUUUAGUUGGUACAUGUGUUGUUUAGAGCAAAUCUUCCCUCAAUUUCAUCUCUAUUGAGAGUGAUAGCAUUUGGAAUAAAAUAGAUUUUCUGGUCAUGUUACUUUUAAAUUAAUAAUUCUAGUAGCAUGGUGAUAGUUUCUAAACAUAUUUAAUUUUGUUAGUUUUAACAUUUUUCCAUUAAAAUUUAUAAAAUUUUCAGUGCAAUAGCCUAUUUUUUAAUGAAUUUUUUUUCCAAUCUAUUCUCUUUUGUUGUAAAACCUUUGCUAAUAAUGUUAAUGUUCUACUAAAAAAAGACAUUGGUCUCCUGUUCUAUUUCCAUUUUUCAAAGAUUUGAUUGACAAAUAUUGUUGGCGUUUACCUUUUCUAUCAAAUAUUUCUGUGCCUUCUAUGUGAUCAAAAGACUGGAAGUCUUUAGUGGGAUUUGUAAAUGGGACCACAUUUUUAAACUCCCCUUUGAUAAGGGACAUGAUAAUGGAUCAGCUUGGCCACAACAAGGUCAAUGAAAUAUCAAUGACUUUUUUUCAAACGCUGAUUGUUGUUAUAUAAUUUUUAUUUCAUUAAAUGCUUCUGCAAAAAUAAA